Cuscuta campestris is the source of this 1207-nucleotide messenger RNA. The record is from the annotation of a GenBank genome assembly. NCBI's taxonomy places the organism in Eukaryota, Viridiplantae, Streptophyta, Magnoliopsida, Solanales, Convolvulaceae.
AUUUAUAAUGAAAAUCAUGAUCAAAUUUUAUAAACUUUAACAAAAAUGUCAUAAUCUGAACUUAAUUUUGGGACAACGAAAGUAUGAUUUUGCAUUUGCACAUAAAUCUUCUGCCGUGUGAGCUUAAAGGCUGAUAUACCAUUUGCACAUUAAUCUUCUCAUGUUACCUUUUUUUGCUUUGUAUUACAGCUAUUUAAUUCCAGAUCUCGGACCAUGUUCACUUAAAAUUACAUAUUCUGCACACACUGAUUUGACUGUAAAGUUUCAGAGUCAUCGUAGCAGGGACUACACCAAUCCUAAUCUUCCUGUUGCUCCUUCAGCUAUGGAUGUUAACACUCAAUUCAUCGUGGGUUUAGAUGGAGAGAAACUAGAACCUGAGAGCAAUGUUCUUCUUGCUUCUAUUGAGAACAUGCAAUAUGCAGUUACCUUAGAUGUCUUGCAUACGGUUUUUGCAGCAUUCGGGCCUAUCUUAAAGAUUGCCAUGUUUGAUAAGCUCGGGGGCCUGCAGGCUUUGAUCCAAUAUCCUGAUGUGCAGACAGCUGUUGCUGCAAAGGAGGCCUUGGAAGGACAUAGCAUAUAUGAAGGAGGUUAUUGCAAACUGCAUAUUACUUACUCUCGGCACACUGAUCUUAGUAUAAAGAUAAACAAUGACAGAGGCAGAGAUUAUACAAUUCCGAAUGCGCCUUUGCUGCUGAAUGCUCAACCCUCAAUUCUAGGGCAACAGCCACAGCAGUUCGGAGGUCAAUAUGCCCCCCAAUUCUUUGAUGGUCAUACGCCACCACUGCCACCUCAGCAGCCUUCGGUGUCUUGGAACUCCUCCAAUGUUGUAGGAGGACAUCCGCCACCAACGCAUAUGUCCAUGCAGAUGCCUAAUCCUCCUCCGUACCCCAUGCCCCAUGCAAGUAAUGCUCAUCAAAUGUACAACCUAAGUGGGCCGCCACACACAGCCGCCAUGCCUCCACCAGACCAGCCAAGAUAGCGCUUGUCUAAGAGGAAUAGGAGAAACCUCUGCUCUUAAACGCUCGUAGGUCAUUUUUUCCCUUAUGUUUGAACUUAUUUGUGUUUGUGGCCUUAAUUAUGAUGUCUUCUUGUCAUAAAGGCUCAAAAUGUCAUGUUUGUACACAGUCUACACACUAAUUUGUGCAUGAGAUAAUGAAUUUCCAAGCUUUUUAUAUUGUGGCGAGUUUAAGAAAAUGGACAAGUUUCA